Messenger RNA from Caenorhabditis bovis, 3438 nucleotides. Lineage: Eukaryota; Metazoa; Nematoda; Chromadorea; Rhabditida; Rhabditidae. The record is from the annotation of a GenBank genome assembly.
AUGUCUUCCGAUGACGGGCACUAUUCCGAUUUGAAUAACAUAGAAGCUACAUUCCCAGCGGAGGGUAUGGGCACAUUCGCCGAUUAUUUCGAUGCCAACCCAUUUCCCGAUGAAUUUCUUGAUUACGCAGAUGAUAUAUUCAAAGAACUUUCAAUGGAUUUUCCGGAACUUUCUCAACCAGCCGGUCCCGACAAACAUUCAUUUGAGAUCCCUACUACGUUAGAAAUUCCGUUGGCCCCAGUUAUUGAACAACACAUGUCUGGAUCAGCUCAAAUGAACUUGUGUUCUGUGAAUGACCAAUCUGGAAAUGUUGACGAAAGACAUAAAACGAUAGCUGUUCCGACAGGAACGACUCAGGAAUGUUCACGAAUUCUGAGUCAACCACAUGUCAACGCGCGACCAGGGCCAUCGCAACCAAAAUUUCGGAUUGUUCAUUCGGGCGUUACAUUGAUUCCAGGCCAAAAAAUAAUUGAAGAUCUGAAGAAUGAUCCGAUUCACCAAUUGCCAAUACAAGAGCAACCGACGGUGCGUCAAGUUGUUCUUAGCCAAAUGGCAAAAGUAAAUCCGGAGAUGGCAAAUAAAAUUCUCAAGUUCCAAGGAAUGCGAGCUGACGCAUUUCAGCGUUGUGAGAGCUCUAUCAAGGACGAAUUAAUAAUUAAAUUGGACACGGACGUUAAGAACAAAGAUAUCUUGUUAGACGAAGAAAUCGAUGUCGAUCCAAUGUUGACAUCUGUUGCUGCUCCAGUGACGAACUGUGGAGUUGAUGAGAACAUGAUGGAAUCAAUGAGCACAAUGCCAAUUGAUCAUGUCGAUUCAAACUUUAUGGAUAACAUUGAUUCGAUUUAUUUGGAUUCGCGUGAUUCGAUAUCUACGGAUGCCUCUCCACAGUUUUCUUUUGAACAAUUACUGAAUAACGAAAGCUCGGUUCAAUCGCCAAUAAACAAGAUACAUGAUGGAUGUCCCAAUACUGAAAGGUCGAAUUCGAUUUCGGAUUAUCCAGAAUUUAAUUCUCAAUCCGAAGGCUCAUCGAUGCAAGGUUUCGUGAAUCUAGACGAGUUUUUUACUGACAUUCCAUUUAACGAUGCGAUGACACCAUCAUCAUCACAAUCAUCGUCUUUGCCAGUGAAAACAGAUCUUGAGAACAUGUUCAACCAACAGAAGAAGGUGAAUCCGCCGAAUAUGGUGCCGUAUUUCGAAUAUCCAUCUGUGAAAAAUGAUUCGCAUGGUCUUGAGAAGAAAAUUGGAGAGAAGCCUGCUCCGCAAAGACGGGCCAAACGUCGUAACGAAUCUAAACCAAAAUCAUCAAAGAAGAAGAAACAAAAUACAUAUAUUGAUCCGGCUACGAUAUCGAUAAUGGACGUACCGCCGCCAACUCCACCACCAGAACCGCCAACUCCGCCACCACCACCAAAGCCAGUUCGCGUUGAACGUCGAAUUAAAUUUGUGCCACUAAAAGAUCUUGAGUUGCUCUCAGAGCUGAACAAAUCACAACCGAGUCCACCAGGCGGAUUAGGAUCUGCUCAAGGAUCGUCGAAGCGGUUCCAAGAGCCAGAAGAGGUCAUCGAAUUUAUGCCCAAAGAACAAUUGGUGAAAUUCCCGCAACAUCAUAUGAAGUUGCCAAUUCCGCUGGAGCCUACACAAAUUGAGCCGCAACAACCGUCUGAAAAUGAACCGCAACGACAAAGAGUUUCGACACAAGGAGAGUUCGUGCCGCCGUAUCAAAAACAGGAACCCGUAGAGGAACACAAGCAACAACUCAGAAUGUAUUCACAUCAGCGUACUUAUGAACGUCCAGAAUCAUCACAAUCGAAACCAAUGCAAACAACUCAACAAAAUCAGCCGCUUAGAAAACCACAAAACAAAGAAGCUCAGGAUUUAGCGCUAAUUCGUCAACCAGUUCAGAUAAAGAAGGUGCAAAUAUUUCAACAAAUGCCGACACAUAAAACUCAAAAUUAUGCAAAAAUUCACCAACAAGAGACGUCGGAACAGUUUCAGCCCAAAAUACUUAAACCAGCAAUUUCGAGUAAUGAUGCAUAUUUAGCUACUCAUGUUGUUACACAUCCAUCUAAAAACUCGGAAGGUCCCGAAACGCGUCAAGUAUUGGUAUUCAUGCCCACCGUUGCUCAAAUGAUCCAGAAGAACAGCAUUGUGAAGAUUUCAAUUUCGCCAACAAAGAAAUACGUUCCUGGAAGUGCUGCUGAAGACGUUGCCUGUCGUUUGAAGAGUCAAAGUUACAUUAUGAAGCAGCCAGUGCGCGUAGAAACUACAACGAAAAGACCAAAAGAACUACACAAAAAUAUGCGCAAGCCAUCACAGCCGACUCUCAUAAUUCAAGCACCCGAUCAAGAACAUGGCCAGCUUUUAGCUCAAUCUUCAGAGCAGUAUCGAGGGCAAUGUAGCGAAUCCAAUUAUUCGCAAUCUUCACAAAUAUUUAUGCGAUGUUCAAGAGAGCCGCCAAUAGAAAAUGCUGAAUUUAUUCCAAUGCAAUAUUCAGAACAAAUUGCGGAACAAUUUGAAUUCAUUGACCAAAAUGAGGUUCCGGAGCAUCUUCUAGAAAAUGAUGUAGAACGAGUUAGUGAACAAACAGUUGCUCAUGCUCAAGGACAUGUCGUAGUAUACGAUCAAGGGCAAGCUAUCGUUUACGAUCACGACCAACCUGCAGUUUACAAUCAAGAACAAGAUAUUCUUUACGAUCAUGAAGAACAGGUGAUCUACGAGAAUGGAGAAGCCGCAGUUUUUGAUCAAGAAGGAGCUGUGGUCUACAAUCAUGGGGAAGCCGUGAUUUACGAUGAUGCUAUACCUCACAUUCAGGAAGAAGUUAUUAUUGAAACUUCUGAACCAAUACAGGCUAAAACUGCGCCACAAAUUUUGCAAGCUCCGGGUAAAAGCGCUGCUCAAACUCUAGGAAAGAAUUCAAUGAACACUUCAACGGAUCCAAAAGAAACAGCGAAAUCCUUUAAACCUCCGGUGUUAGAGAAAUCUUCUCCGCCAAUUGAGCCACCUCCAAGUUUGGAGUUGAUGGAUGAAGAAUUAUUCAAGCGCUAUCAAGCUCUAAAAGAAAAACAAUCAAUUCGGAAGUUGGUAGCACCGAAACCGCUGAAAAAGCGGCUUCCUCCACCACCAGAGGAUGAAGAAACUAAGCGAAGAAUCGAAACAAUAUUUGAGCAAAUGCGAAGUGAAAAGGAGUUGUUGGCGGCUUCAAGUGCGCAAAAAGGAAAGACGCUUAAUGAAAAGCUGUCAAGUACAACUACUCCAAAAACUCCGAAAAGAGCUGCGUCGAGAGCAAAUGCGUUGAAGGAUGUUAUAGAUGAGAAGGCAGGUGCUGCUCCGCAACUUCCAAAAGGUGUCGAGCAGAAUGUAGAGAAUAUUAAUCCAAUGACUGAAGCCGGUGAUGUCCAACCUAUUAUUGUCUCAGAACAUGCCGAAACGGGUUGUUAG